Messenger RNA from Drosophila rhopaloa, 1260 nucleotides. Its product is annotated as putative phosphatidate phosphatase. The record is from RefSeq and is a predicted model, not a curated record. Lineage: Eukaryota; Metazoa; Arthropoda; Insecta; Diptera; Drosophilidae. Gene Ontology annotation, molecular function: phosphatidate phosphatase activity. The coding region runs from base 98 to 1135 and encodes 345 amino acids. Gene Ontology annotation, biological process: signal transduction; phospholipid metabolic process; phospholipid dephosphorylation. The transcript has a single exon.
ACUCACCAGCUUCGCUCGGUUAGUUAAGCGCGGUUUGCCAGUCGGUCGAGUCGAUCUGAUCUGUUGCUCGGGCGGCACGCGAAUCCAAGUACCAGCCAUGUCCAAGUACUCGAAGCUGGCCCGCGGGCUGUGCGACCUGCUGAUCUGGGUGGCCCUCAGCGCGGCCAGUGUGCUGCUCCACAAGCUGGUGCGGCCCUUCCGGCGCGGCUUCUUCUGCGGCGACGAGUCCCUGAGCUACCCGUACCACGACCAGACCAUCGGCCCCGAGCUGGUCAUCGGCAUCGUUCUGGGCGUGCCCACCGCCGUGAUCGCCGUGGUGGAGCUGUUCAAGCAGCUCCCCGGCGGACCGCUGCGGGAGGCCGGCGGUGGCGGAGGCGGCAAGCGGGACGGCUGCCGGAUGGCCCACCGGCUGGGCCACCUCUACCGUCAGGCCUUGUUCUACCUGUACGGCCUGGCCAUGGUCACGUUCACCACGAUGAUCUCGAAGCUGUGCAUCGGGCGCCUGCGGCCGCACUUCUACGCCGUGUGCCAGCCCAUGCUGCCGGACGGGAGCAGCUGCCAGGACGGGCAGAACCUGGGCCGCUACAUCGACAGCUUCACGUGCAGCAACGCCAACAUGACCGACUUCCAGUUCAAGGAGCUCAACCAGUCCUUCCCCAGCGGCCACGCCAGCAUGACCAUGUACGCCAUGCUCUACCUGGCCAUCUACCUGCAGGCGGCGCUCAGCACCAGCGUGUCGAAGCUGCUGAAGCACCUGCUGCAGUUCCUCUUCGUGAUGUUCGGCUGGUACGUCUCGCUGACGCGGAUCACCGACUACUACCACCACUGGAGCGACGUCCUGGCGGGGGCGGCGAUGGGCGUGGUCUUCGCCUGGCUCACCAGUGCCUACGUGGCCGACCUGUUUGCCGGCAGGCGCUGGCAGAAGUCGGGCUACUCGGCCAACACGUUGCGCAAGCCGCAGGUGUCGCCGAAGAGCUCCACGAAGUCGCAGGCGGGCGGAUCCGCCGCAGGAGCAGCCCAGCCGCCCGCUCUGCCGGCCUACACCUUCGGAACGCUGCCCUACCUGGCGGCCCACCCGGCACAGGCGCAGGCGCAGUACGCCCAAACCUAUCACAACUACGGCUACGUGCCCUGAGCUCACUGCCGGAUUCCUGGCUUGGAGACCCACAAGCGCACACUCAUUCACGAACAAAGUCUUGCACGGAAUUCCUGACUGGUUGUCUGUAUUCUAGCUAAAUAAAUAUUCAAGUACGAUACGAA